Drosophila subobscura is the source of this 1525-nucleotide messenger RNA. RefSeq names its product E3 ubiquitin-protein ligase rnf146 (gene Rnf146). The coding region runs from base 119 to 1435 and encodes 438 amino acids. The record is from RefSeq and is a predicted model, not a curated record. The transcript is spliced from 4 exons. Gene Ontology annotation, biological process: ubiquitin-dependent protein catabolic process; Wnt signaling pathway. Gene Ontology annotation, molecular function: poly-ADP-D-ribose binding; ubiquitin protein ligase activity; zinc ion binding. Gene Ontology annotation, cellular component: nucleus; cytoplasm. NCBI's taxonomy places the organism in Eukaryota, Metazoa, Arthropoda, Insecta, Diptera, Drosophilidae.
CAAUUUUUUGUUUCACCUUUUUUUGUUGUUGUGGAAAAAAAAACGUAAACGAAAACUGACGUCCGAGGCGUCCCCUUCGUUUUGUUGUAUAGUUAAGUAAAUUUUAAUUGUUCGCGAGAUGUCGAAUCAGAAGGCGGACACAAGUAACGCCAGCGUUAUCGUUGACAAUGACGACGAGGAUAUUGAAUACAUGGGAACCACUAUGCAGCCCAUAGUCACCAUUGAUCUCAGCGGCGACAUGCCGUCCACCUCGGCUGCUGCAGCAGCCCGUGACGCCAAUGGCAUUAUUGGCGCUGCUCCUCAGACAGGAGCCUCACCCAAGGCCACCACCAACGGGGAAACAGGUCCCCCUGCAUUGGAUGGUGCAUCCAGCACAGGGGCCGCGGCCUUGGAGUGCGCCAUCUGUCUACAGACUUGCAUCCAUCCAGCCCGUCUACCUUGCGGCCACAUCUUCUGCUUCUUGUGCAUUAAGGGCGUUGCCUAUAAGAAUCGUCGUUGCGCCAUGUGCCGACGCGAGAUUCCCUCGGAGUUUCUGGAUCAUCCCACGCUUGUGAAUGGAAUCGAGGAUAUUUGCAUUACCCGCGCCACCGAGGAUGGCUAUCAGUGGUACUACGAGGGACGCAACGGUUGGUGGCAAUACGAUGACCGCACCAGCCAGGACAUUGAAGAAGCCUUCAAAAAGGGCGAAAAAUCCUGCUCCAUACUCGUGGCUGGCUAUGUCUACGUGGUCGAUCUGGAGCAGCUUGUGCAGCAGCGUCAGAAUGAGCCAACCCGUUGUCGUCGCGUCAAGAGAGAUCUGGCCACCAUACCCAAGAAGGGAGUGGCCGGUCUCCGGAUCGAGGGCAAUCAGGUGACCAGCGAUACUGUUUUCAGCCGACCCGCACCAAACCCACCGACGUCCAACACCACAGCUGCGGCAGCUGCCUCCAGUUUUAUUUCCACCAUUGCCGCCACAGACGCUGCCAUUCGGAUUGCCAGCGACAUCAUUGGCUCCACGCUGGCCCAUGCAGAUGAGCUGACGCGGGGACUGGCGGCAAGCAACAUCAGCGAGGACCCCAGCAGCAGCAGCAGCGGUGAGCAAACAAUGUCAAACAAUCCACAGGACUCAAACACAACCGCAGCACCAGGAGCAGGUGCCGGUACAACGCGCUCGCUUGCCUCCUCGCACUCCAGCUCCAUUCAAGAUCUCCUGUUCAGCGCCACCGAGGACCUGUUGAACACCCAGCAGGUGAUAGCCAACAACCAACACACCAUUGAUCUCUUCGAGCAGGCCUUGAACGACUUCCAGGCCCUCACCAUGCACACCUUUGUGGACUCCAGUGAUGACGAUGAAGACGAGAACGAGCAGGAACACAAUGAAGCUCUGGUGGAGUUGGAACCUCGGAAUGUGGAGGCGAGCGAGACGCAGCCAAACAGCAAACAUGAGGGUCUCUAAACAUUCACACACAAGUGUAAACAUUAUAUGCCCAUUUCCCCCACGCACACUUAAAGAAAAGAAAUGUUCCUUGUAGCAGAUUUCACUAAA